Molecule: messenger RNA, 922 nt
Organism: Solanum lycopersicum (tomato)
Lineage: Eukaryota; Viridiplantae; Streptophyta; Magnoliopsida; Solanales; Solanaceae
Source: RefSeq, a predicted model, not a curated record
UAGCUUUUAGCUUUUGGCUUAAAAUAAACCACUUUGGUGAUUGCAUAAGUAAAAAAUUGACUUUUAAAUUAGUUUGACUAACUUUUAAGCCUAUCCAAACAGGUUCUAAGCCCCAAAAUUCAUGAGGGGAUGAUUGCCUAAAGUAUACAAGCACCGGUCCAUUCCCACUCUUCAUGCCCAGGCCGAACUGGAGUGUGGACCCAGGAGCCCAAACGGGAGUGAACCUGACUCUAAUACCAUGUAAAAUAUAUGACACAUGGACCUAAUUACAGAGGAAAAACUAAAAUUAGCCAAAAGAAAGUAAGAUUUACUGUUAUCUGAUGUGCAUUUUACCUAUUCAGGCAGAAGAAGCCAAGAAGUUGAAGCUGAUGUUGAGAAGAAAAAAGGCUGAAAAUAUUCGUUUAUUAGAAAUCGAGAAGAGACAAAUGCAGCGCGUGGAGGAAAUGAGAGAAACUCAAAAGAAGGAUGUGGAGAAUACGAACUUGAAGGAACAGAUGCGAUUUGAAGUUCGGAAGGAACUCAGUAAGGUUGAAAUGACAUGCCAUGAUAUGGCUUCAUUGUUGUGUAGAUUAGGAAUCACUGUUGGUGAUGGUACUAGUCAUGAGGUUCGCGUUGCUUACAGAAAAGCAUUGCUGAAAUUUCACCCAGAUAGAUCUUCACAAUCUGAUCUACGACAGCAAGUUGAAGCUGAGGAGACGUUUAAGCUUAUUUCUCGAAUGAAGGACAAAUACUUACCAACUUUAUGACAAUGAGAUAGAAAAUCUAGUUACUCCUAUCUUGUGAAAGGUAGACAGACUGUUUCCGAUAGAAUGAAUCUGAAUCUAAUACAAUAUAAGUAUAUAUUUUCACAAGAGACAUAUUUCAUAAAGUUAAAAAAAUUUUACUUGCACAAGCACAAAAUAUUAUACAAAUGUAGCAUUAU